AUGGCAUCCGGCGAAGCGGAAGCAAUCAGAACUCGUCGUGCCUAUCGCGUUCGCCGUACUCCACAGGCGUGCAACACCUGGAAUGUUGUGUGUGUCUGGGAUGAUGGCGACAAGCCAACUCCUGUCUCGACGCCGAGCCCAACAGUUUCGACUAGGAACCGGGUCUCUAUCCCGCCGAGCGUAACAUCACGUUCGGACCACUCGCCAUCAGUAUCAGCCCUGAUCGAGUUACCAGAGAGCGGACUCGCUAAAGCCUGCAUCCGUAUUUUCGUUGAGCGGCAUCUUGCGACGGACUUUUGCUCCUUCCUCUACCCUGCACAGCUGUAUUCUCAUUACACCGAGUCACCGUUCCUCGCGUUUGCCAUAGUUGCUCUGUGCAGCCGAUAUCUCGAGAAUGACGAACUCGCAUCCUUGCCCUACGGUUCCCCCGGAGAAGCAUGCGCCCACUCUGCCUCCAUUGCCCGAUCCCUUGCCAAGGAAACAUCGGACCAACCGAGCGUCCCCAACAUUCAGGCCAACCUGGUCUUAGCGCUUUCCGAGCUCCUGGCUGAUGUCGGGUCCGGCCACUGGAUGUAUGCAGGGACGGCGAUCCGCAUGGCCCAGAUCAUGCGACUAAACAAGGAGUACCACCAAGGCCACAGUCUAGAGCAGCGCGAGGUCCGCCGGCGUACAUUUUGGGCUUGUCUCCUCUUUGAUAGGCUGCUUGCCUUCUUGCUGACGAAGCCUCAAACACUCUCUAUCACCAACAUUGACAUCGCUCUCCCUGCGACCGAUAUCUCUCUAGCUUAUCAAGAAGCCACCCACGGGUUAACACUCAACCAUCUUGCCACCUUCUCCCAGAGGCCCUCGGAGAUCGGACUUGCCGCUUUCUUCAUCAAGACGGUUGUCCUUUGGAGCGAUAUCGCAGACAUCAAGAUAUGUCCCGGCCGCUUCACUGAUUCACUCCCGCCAACGGAUCCAAACAGCCGCUUCGCUCGUGAUCAUGAGGCGAUGCGUAGCUGGGUAGCUUCCCUGCCGCCUGUACUCCAGUGGAACUCCCAGACCAGCCAGAUUCACUCGAGCAUGGGCCAGGGGCGCCUAUUUGUAGCCAUGCAUCUGUUGAUGAAGAGCGCUCUCUGCAUUGCACAUCAGGCCUAUCUGCCGCAGACAGAUGGCUCGUCGGUUCUUCUAGAUAUCGUCGACUCAGCGGGAUGGUCGUUGCUCCACAGGGAACCCCAACUCAUAUCGACUGCUGUAUCCGCUGCUCUUGACAUUGGCGCCAUUGUCACAUCUCUUUUAGACGAAGGAGACGAGGACCGUACAGCUCUAUUGCAAUCUGCCUGGGUUGCUAGCUCCCUGCUGUCGGCCGUCAAUACACUGCUUUGGCUCAAAUUUGCCGAUGAUAUUACGCCAAUCACCGAUCCCGAAGCUCGAAGCCGCGCUGAAACAUAUUUCAAGACAUUCUUGAAUCUGUUCGACUCUUGGAGAGCUCAAAUACCAGCGGCCAAGAUAUGGAUAAUCACUCUGAAGGAGCUUGAGGCUACGUAUACGGAUGCAUACCUCGGACAAGCCGAUGAGGGAGACUUCAACGAGGUGGACGAGGCAGUUGAUGGUGCCUCAUCACAAUGGUUACCGAAUGGCCUUUCUGACCAGUCUUCGGAGUCCCAGCCAAACUCUGGUUACAGACCCAAGCCAGGGGAUGGAGCACCGGCUGUAAACGAUCUCUCGCUAGUGUCAUUACACGAUUCGCUGCGGCUGAAUGUGCUAGAUGAGACUACCACUGCUACGAGGCUGAAACGAAGGCGUACAGUCUGGCUGGAGCUGGCCAGCUCGUGUCCGACGUUGCUGACAGUGCCCGACGGUGCCAGUGGAUUUGACAUUGGCAUGUGA
Messenger RNA from Thyridium curvatum, 1869 nucleotides. RefSeq lists its product as uncharacterized. The record is from RefSeq and is a predicted model, not a curated record. Gene Ontology annotation, molecular function: DNA binding; zinc ion binding. Gene Ontology annotation, cellular component: nucleus. The transcript has 3 exons. The coding region runs from base 1 to 1869 and encodes 622 amino acids. NCBI's taxonomy places the organism in Eukaryota, Fungi, Ascomycota, Sordariomycetes, Thyridiales, Thyridiaceae. Gene Ontology annotation, biological process: DNA-templated transcription.